This is a messenger RNA of Carassius gibelio (silver crucian carp), 3562 nucleotides long. RefSeq lists its product as uncharacterized. The transcript has 7 exons. NCBI's taxonomy places the organism in Eukaryota, Metazoa, Chordata, Actinopteri, Cypriniformes, Cyprinidae. The coding region runs from base 2129 to 3454 and encodes 441 amino acids. The record is from RefSeq and is a predicted model, not a curated record.
CCAAUCCGCUAGAGGCUGAAAGAGAGAAUUGUCUGUGGUUGGAAAAGUAAGAAGAGGAGUAAAGUAAAGCGUUGACAAUGUUGUAAACGGUUGAAAACAACUCGUCCUCUCUUCUUGUUUAUUUCUUUUCAUUACGAAUCCCAACAUUACAGUUUCUUCGUCGACUAUCAUGGCUUUAUCUCUCGAGCUCGCGCUCCACCGCAACAACUUCAGCAGGGCCGGAGAAUGGUGCGUUUGUUUGUUGGCAGGGCCUGGGCUGUCUGUAUCCAGAAGGCCGGAGCAUCUCCCUGAUCUCCUUGCAGUUAAAGUGGCAUCUCCCUAAAAUUGUCAAGACGACAGGCACCAAUGUAGUAACCACACAAAUACAUAAAUAGUGCAUAACACAAAAAACGGAAAAUAUUACAAAGAACUCAAGUCAAAAACAUGUCACGUCGCACAUGUCUGAAGUGCAUGUCACACCACUGGAAAGCCUUAAUCAUCAUAUCUGAUUCCAUUGAUGCAAGCAUAAGUUCUCAUUAGGUGUGCGAUCAUACCUGGUUACGCGUCCGUACAGCAUGUCUGUCCUCCUGUGGUCCAGCAUCUCAGCGUACACAUGCCAGAAGCGUAUGUUAAACCACUGGAAAACAAAAACAAGUCUGUGACCUCUGCUUCUUAUAGAGAUGCAAGAAAUUAUUUUACGAUCUAAAUCUGUAAAACAAAAACAUGGCUGUGACAUUUUAUAGAGAUACAAAAAAAAAGAAACUGAAUAUUUUAAGAUGUAAAUCAGUGAUCUCUCCUCCUCGUGUAUGGAGGUAAAUCAGUUGCAAAACUGGAGAGGUUGUAAGUUGGAAUUUGAGAACUUGUCAUAUUAAUAUUUGUAUUUGUAAAUUGAAAUUUACACUCACGACCCUGAUGUGAAAAGCUGAAUCUUUCGAUUUGCACACACAGACAAUGAUCAAAAAACCCCUGUUUUAAAGCUGAACUUGCAGAUUAAAAGUUACAAAUGUGUAAAAUGUCAUUCACAUGUACAAAAUGACAGACACAAAUGUGUGUCUUUUGCACUUUACUUCAGUUUCGCUGUACAACCUCAAGUCGGCGCUUACAACCUCUCAGAUCUGGCAGUACAAGUUCAAUUCCUGGCGCUUUGACUUUUGCUACUCUUUUUGCGAUACUCCUGUUGCAAAACUGACUUGUGCACUUGUAAACGGCAACGCAGACGCGAGAGAACAGGGGGGGGGGCGGGGGGGUUGGGGGGUGAUUGAAUCCGUUUUAUUGGUCGAUGCCUGACCAAUGAACAACGCCAGCCAGUGCGACUUGGCAUGCUGAAAAAAACAUUUUUAUGCAUAUGUAUGCUUCAUUUUUAAAACACUUGGACAAUAUUUUCAUUAAAUAUCCUGAAGGGAUUUUAUAUUGCACUAAAAAAAAAAAAAAUCGUUUAUUGGUUGGAGUCAGCCAAUGAAAUGGGACGUUUUUAUGUAUGCGAUGAUGUCACCUCAUAGAGCAGAUCGCGCCGUUUGGCGGUAAAUGUAGCAGUCUGUCAUCACGAUGGAGGCAUCAAACAAUCCCAGGGUAGGUUUUUAUUUUUAAUAAAUUAAGACAGUUUCAAAAAUCAAAUCAUUAUUAUGUUUUCCUUGACUGAUAUGUAUCACUGAUGACGACUACUAUCCACACAAAAAUAACUUUUUGCCAUUUGUUUAAAUGUGGGUGUAAAUGCUCAACAUAAUUCAUUAUUUAAGGCAUUUUCUUUGAUGUAACGUUAACGUAAUAAAUGACGAGAAGGUGAUAAGAACGCCAACGCGAAGUGUCACCAUGUUAUCACACUAAAUGGGGUUUAUUUUGAGACAAUGGCCAAUUGAUUAUGAUGUUACAUGCUGUUUAUUACACAUUAUUUGGUUAUAAUGAAGUAUUCCAGAUUGCCGCGAUGUGAUCUUUUUACUAGCUACCACUCCCCAUGCCUUUACCUAUUGAAAAUACUAAAGCUUAAUACUACAUAAAAAGCAUUGUUAGAUGAUAGAUGAAUUGAAGGAUUUACAUUUUUUUUUAUUAUUAUUGAUUUAUUCAUAUCAUCUUGGAGGAAUUGUUGUUGAACCAUUUAUUACAACGGCUUUACACACGUCUGUCACUUUGGCUGGAACGCAUUCCUCUUGACAUGGACUUCUUAGAAUUUACGUGUUCUCAGGAGCUGGUCAUUUUUAGUGCCAUCUCAAAUCAGAUACCCAUUCCAGAUGAACUGUAUGAUGCACUUUAUCAAGUACACCAGAUAGCCAUAAGAAAUACUAACAUGGAUCCACACAUCAUGGUUUCCCAAGAGAGAGGAAAAAAUGGCCGUCCACGGAUUCUGAUUUCUGAAGACUCUGUAUCCCAACUGCUUACAUUAGGAUUGCCUGUGACAUGUAUUGCAAGGUUGCUAGGGGUGUCCAAGUUUACAAUUCAUAGACGCAUGGUGGAAUGGGGAUUAUCUGUGAAGGCAACCUACAGCAACAUUGCAGAUGCAGAGCUAGACUCACUUGUGGCAACAAUCCACACAAGCAAUCCGAAUGCAGGUUACAGAAUGAUGAUGGGUCUGCUGAGAGCACAAGGUCAUCGGGUACAGUGGGAUAGAGUUCGUUCUUCAAUGCAUCGAGUUGACACUGCAAGCAUUGUUUCCAGGAUGUCACAAUUAGGAUGUGUGGUUAGGAGGACAUAUUCUGUGCCCAGCCCAAAGUCCCUGAUGCACAUUGACACAAACCACAAGUUGAUACGGUAUAACAUUGUGAUAUUUGAAAGCAUCGAUGGCUUCUCCAGGAAGAUAAUGUACCUUGGUGUGUCAAAUAACAAUCUGGCUUCCACAACACUGUCUUUUUUCCAUGAGGCAGUUCAGAAGUUUGGAUUUCCACUGAGGGUUCGGGGGGAUCAUGGAGGGGAGAAUGUAGAUGUGGCCUGCCUUAUGUUCUCUGUCCGAGGAACGGGGAGAAGUAGCUUCAUUGCUGGUAAAAGUGUUCACAAUCAGAGAAUUGAGCGAUUGUGGCGGGAUGUGUUCACUGCGGUUACCUCCCACUUCUACCAUGUUCUGCACCAGCUGGAAGAGGAUGGGCAUCUUGAUCUGUCCAGCAGUCUUCACAUCUUCUGCUGUCACUAUGCCUUUAUCCCACGGCUCCAAGUCCAUCUCAAUAUAUUUAGAGAUGGAUGGGACAACCAUCCCCUUUCAUCAGAGGGCAACCUCUCUCCUAAUCAGCUGUGGCAACUGGGGCAGCAGUACCAUUCAGAAGAGUGUGAUGAGAAUCUACAGAUUCCACAAAUUGACUGGGAAAGCAGCGGCCUUAUCCCCAGUGACACAAAUUCUGGCAUCCAGGUUCCUGAAAUUGAAUGUCCACUGAGUUCUGAGGAACUUAAUGAACUAAAGGCUGCUGUGGACCCAAUGCAACCAUCAGGAAAUUUUGGGGCAGAUGUUUACAUUGCUACACUGCAGUACAUGCAUAGUAUUGGCUAUAUGUAAGACAGUGGAAAUAUCUUUGAGAUAACCCUCCCCCCAAAAAAAGCCACAAAGAACAAGUUCUGUUUUGAUAUUUUACUGUAGAAGACAAAAUAAAUGUAUUCACUUUAA